This is a messenger RNA of Ilyonectria robusta, 1842 nucleotides long. RefSeq names its product periplasmic beta-glucosidase/beta-xylosidase. The transcript has a single exon. Gene Ontology annotation, molecular function: beta-glucosidase activity. The record is from RefSeq and is a predicted model, not a curated record. Lineage: Eukaryota; Fungi; Ascomycota; Sordariomycetes; Hypocreales; Nectriaceae. Gene Ontology annotation, biological process: glucan catabolic process. The coding region runs from base 1 to 1842 and encodes 613 amino acids.
AUGUGGAAGUAUCUGGUGGCUUUUGCGGGCCUCGUUAAUCCCUUUGUUCAAGGUACUCCCAGAGGGUAUAAUCGCAGAAGUCAGAGUGGUGACAUUCUCCCCUACCGCAAUUCCACACUCUGCAUCGAUGACCGCGUUGACGAUCUACUGUCUCGGAUGACCCUCGAAGAAAAGGCUGGUCAAAUGUACCAUGCCCGAACUUCGCUAGUCAAUAACACGUUUGAUGGGAAUAUUCAAUCAAACGUGACGGAUAAGCACAUCACCCACUACGUCUUCAGCGGCGGUGUUAAUGAUGCACAUGCUGUUGCCACAUGGUACAACCAACUGCAACAAUUAGCUCUUGAUUCUGGACUCGGCAUUCCCAUCACCAUCUCCUCCGACCCACAACACGGCUGGACUGAUGACACGGCAGUUUCAAACAUUGGUGCCUCGUUCUCACGCUGGACGGAGCCUUUGGGGAUUGCUGCCUUGCGUGAUCCUAAGCUUGCCCGUACGUUUGCCGAGAUAGCUCGCGAAGAGUAUGUAUCUGUGGGCAUCCGACAGGCACUGCAUCCUAUGAUCGACCUCAUGACAGAACCCCGAUGGGGCCGGUCAGGAGGCACCAUGGGUGAGGAUGCCAAUCUCACAAGCCUCCUGGUUGUCGAGUACAUCAAAGGGUUUCAGGGUGAUAAAAUCGGCCCUCAUUCUGUCAUCACAACCACAAAACACUUUCCCGGCGGCGGCCCAAUGCAAAAUGGCGAGGAUUCACAUUUCGAGUGGGGAAAGAAUCAAAUAUAUCCCGGCGACAAUUUUGAGCAUCACCUCAUCCCAUUUAAAGCUGCUAUUGCCGCAGGGACACGCCAAAUGAUGCCUUACUAUUCACGUCCUGUUGGCACCAAGUGGGAAGAAGUUGCAUUUGCUUUUAAUAAGGCACUCAUAUCUGGUCUCUUGAAGGAGGAAUUGGGUUUUGACGGAAUCGUCGUCACCGACUGGGGCAUUGUCACAACUCGAGCCUGGGGACUCGAAAACCAGACUGAAUUAGAGCGUACUCGUCGUGCGAUCGAGGCAGGCUGUGAUAUAUUUGGAGGCGAGACAAAGCCUGAACUGAUCGUCAAGUUGGUCAAUCAAGGAAGUCUAUCCGAAGCACGAAUCAAUACCUCUGUGCGCAAGUUGAUCAAGGAGAAGUUCGAGUUGGGACUUUUCGACAACCCCUUUGUCAACCCUGACGUGGCAGAGAGAGUGGUUGGCAACGAAUAUUUUAGCAGGCUGGGCAACGAGACGCAGCGCCGUGCUUUCACUCUCCUCACCAACCCAGAUGAUUUACUCCCUCUGCCUCUCUCUGCUCUCAAUGCAAGCUUUUACAUCGAGGGUAUUGAGCCAUCGAUUCUCAAGAGCCGGAAUCUCAAGGUUGUGGAUACUCCUCAGGAAGCUGACUAUGCUUUCCUUCGACUUGCCUCCCCCUUCAAACCUACAACCGCAUCAGGGCUGGCAGCCAGCAUUAAUAAUGGCUCAAUAGAGUUCAACGCCACUGAGAAAAGUCGCCAAGCAGAGAUCUAUUCUACGGUCCCGACAGUUGUGGAUAUAAAGUUCAAUCGUCCCGCCGCUGUACCUGAGAUUGCAGAUGCUGCUGCGGCUCUCUUAGGCAAUUAUGGGAGUAGCCACGAUGCAUUUCUUGACAUUGUAUUUGGUAUAGAUGGGUGGAAGCCUGAGGGUCUGUUGCCAUUCGACCUACCUCGAUCCAUGGCUGCUGUCGAGUCUUCGAAAGAAGAUGUACCAUUCGAUACAGAGGAUCCCCUAUUUAGCUUCGGUCAUGGGCUAGAAUACAAGCAAGCUUGUGGGCAGACACAAAAGAGAACAGGGUAA